AUGCACAUACAUACACACAUGCACACAGAUAAAUGCACAUACAUACAUAUACACAGGCAAACAGGUGCACAUACACAAAUACAUACACAUACAUACACACACAUACACGUACGCACAUACACAUACAUACACACAUACAUAUACAUACACACAUGUACACAUACACACAGAUAUGUAUAUCCAACCAUUAGUCGAAUCAUGCAAGAAAAAAGAAAAGUAUACGAAAUUUCUAUCAGCUUUGCAUAAAUUUU
Messenger RNA from Loa loa (African eye worm), 251 nucleotides. RefSeq lists its product as hypothetical. The record is from RefSeq and is a predicted model, not a curated record. Bases 1 to 246 code for a protein of 81 amino acids. The transcript has a single exon. Lineage: Eukaryota; Metazoa; Nematoda; Chromadorea; Rhabditida; Onchocercidae.